Molecule: messenger RNA, 2736 nt
Organism: Adineta steineri
Lineage: Eukaryota; Metazoa; Rotifera; Eurotatoria; Adinetida; Adinetidae
Source: the annotation of a GenBank genome assembly
AUGAAAAAUUUGAUUUAUAUCCAUUUGAUCAUUUUACUCUUGACAUUAUUUGUUAAAACAGAUGAUGAAAACAACGAAUCAUGUAUUGCAAAUAAUGCCACUUAUGCACUUUGUAUGGUUAAUGAUACAAAUAUAAUAGUAGUUUCAGAAUUACUUACUGCAGAAUUAUUAAGUACAGAAUGUCAUACACAUUUUAUUGAAGAAUCUUUAGGCAAACCAGUAUGUGAUGAACAUGAACAUACUGAAAAAGAAGGUCCAACAACUGCUCAAAGAUAUGGCUAUGGGUUUCUUGCUGUAUUUAUUAUAUCUGCUUUGUCACUUUGUGGAUUAUUAGCUUUUCCACUCAUUUAUAAAGUUUCUUUUCAACUUGUAUUAGCAACAUUUACUGCACUAGCUAUUGGAACAUUACUGGGCGAUGCCAUGUUUCAUUUAAUUCCAUUUACAUUAGGUAUUCAUAGUCAUGCAGAAGAGGAACACGGACAUGAAGAAGAAGAACAUUCAUCAAUUACUGUUCCUGUUUAUCAGUGGAGAAUGCUCACUGCUGUAGCAGUUCUCUAUGGAUUUUAUUUAUUGGAAGUAUUUCUUCAUUGGAUGGGUCAUUUUCGCGAGAAUAAGGUUUCUAUUCAUUCUCAUGAUCAUAGUCAUGCAAUUCAACAAGAAGAUACAUCCAGAUCUAAUGAAACAAAUAAAAAGACAGCAAUUACUAUUCAUGAAAAUACAGCAUAUGAGCAUCAUUCACAUAAUCAUCAUCAUAAUUAUAACGAAAUUGAUCCAGCAUUAGCAUGUGCUGAUAGAGAUUGUCUUCAUCAUGGCAAUACUUCUGCAGUAGAAGCAUCAAAGGAAAUAGUUAAUAAUAAAUCACCGAAACGUACACGAAUUACAGGUUGGAUGGUAAUUAUUGGAGAUGGUAUUCAUAAUUUUGCUGAUGGUUUAGCUAUUGGAGCAGCGUUUAGUCAAGAACUUAUGUUAGGUGUAACUACAACAAUUGCAAUCGGUUGUCAUGAAUUACCACAUGAAUUUGGAGAUUAUGCGAUAUUGAUACAAUCUGGUUUUUCACAUUGUCGAGCAUUACUUUGGAAUUUUCUUUCGGCAACAACUGCUUUCAUUGGUUUCUUUGUUGGUGCAAGUGUAUCAACAAGUGAAAAUUCUCGUCAAUGGAUAUUUGCUGUGACUAUUGGCAUGUUUCUUUAUAUUGCAUUAGUCGAUCUAUUACCAACAUUAUUACCUGAAGAACGUUUUGAAUUAAAACGUUUUAUUUGUGUAAAUAUUGGCUUUUUAGUUGGUAUUGUAAUUAUGUUUCUAUUAGCUAUAUUUGAAGAUAAACUGUGUUCUUCAACGAAUACUACUUAUACACUUUGUUCAUCCGUUGGCUCAAAUAUAACUCCCAUCUCACCAUCAUUUAAUGGAGUUGAAUUAAUAAAAGAAUGUCAUGAAGAUUUUAUUAAGAAAAUUUUGAAUGAAUCAUGUGAUAAUGAUACUAAAAAUACUGCAGAUAAACACGAAACACCGACGUUUAUUCAGCGAUAUGUUUAUGGUUUUAUUGCAGUAUUUCUUAUAUCAGCUCUGUCAUUAGUUGGUUUAUUAGCUCUUCCAAUUCUUUAUCAAGUAUCUUUUAAAUAUGUACUUGAUUUAUUUACUGCCAUUGCUGUUGGAACACUUUUCGGUGAUGCUAUGUUUCAUUUAAUUCCAUUUGUUAUGGGCCGUCAUCAACACAAUUUGAAUGAUCAUCAUCAUCAUCACCAUGAUCAUGAUCAUGAUCAUUCAUCAUUUUCAAUUCCAGAUUAUCAAUGGAAAAUUUUAUUAGCUGUAUUCAUUCUUUAUCUAUUUUAUUUAUUGGAAGUAUUUCUUCAUUGGUUUGCUCAUUACAAACAUGAUCAUACUUCUUCACAUUCUCAUACACAUAACCAUUCAAUUAAAAAUAAUGAAAUUUUUCAAUAUACACGAGUUAACAUCGAUGCUGAUGUUGAACAUAGUCAUCUUCAUCAUAAUCAUACACAUCAUAAUUUACAUCAACAUUUAAAAACACCAUCAAUAUAUUCAAAUGCAAAAAGUCAUAUUAAUAAUACAAGUUUACCUUGUACACCAUGUGUUUUUUCAAAUGAACAACAUAUUAUUACUAAUCCAUUUAUGAAAGAUCACUCGAAAGAAAAAAUGUUAGAUAAUAAAAGUGAUCAAAUAUCAAUAGGAACAAAAGCUUAUAAUACACAAUUUAGUGAAGAUGUCGAUUAUAUCAAUCCAAUUCUAGGACAAUUAAAAGUAAUAAAAUCUACUGGGUGGAUGGUAUUGUUUGGUGAUGGUAUUCAUAAUUUUGCUGAUGGUUUAGUUAUUGCUGCUGCUUUUAGUCAAAAUGUAAAGUUAGGUGUUGUAACAACAAUUGCUGUUGCUUGUCAUGAAUUACCACAUGAACUUGGAGAUUAUGCUAUUUUACUUCAAUCCGGUUUCUCACAUUGUCGUGCAUUAUUAUGGAAUUUUCUUUCGGGAACAACUGCUUUUAUUGGUUUUUUUAUUGGUUCGUUCAUGUCAGAUAGUGAAAAUAUUCGUCAAUGGAUAUUUGCAGCAACUAUUGGCAUGUUUUUAUAUAUUGCAUUAGUUGAUCUACUUCCAACAUUAUUAGCCGAUGGAGAAUUUGAAUUCAAACGUUUUCUUGUUGUUAAUAUUGGUUUUAUAUUUGGCAUUACAAUGAUGUUUCUUUUAGCAUUAUUCGAAGACAAAAUUAUGGGUUUAUCAUUUAAAUAA